UAUAUAACUUCGAUGAUUUUCCUAUAUUAUGGGUGUUUCUUUAGUAUCAGAAUGGCUUUUGUAUAAGAAAAAACAAAGACAAGAUAUGAACGUGUUAAAAUUUAAGGUGUUUACAUCUGAUUUGAUAAUUAAUGUAAUUUGUAUUUGGUUGCAUUUCUAAAUCAUCUUUUUAUUUCUAGUCGGACACAUAUUCAAGAGCUAACAUGUUUUAUGCAAUAAAAAUAAAAUCAUUGUUGAGAUUAUGAUUUGAUUUCUGUUUAAAAUCAUUAUCUUCCAUAUUUAUUACUAUAGUGUUAGGCCUCAUAAGUAACAAAACAGAGUAUAUAAAUACGAGACCGACUUAAUACUCAUCCGCCACGUGGUUUUGCGUAUAAAAAAAACAGAGUCCAAACAUUUCCUCACCACUUCACUCCAUUUCCUCAUCUAACAUCGACGAAGAAGAAGAGACACAACACACAAAAAGACUCGUCUGAUUAUGGCUCUCGAAGCGAUGAAUCCUCCUUCGUUCACAGUCCGUAAAGAUGAUCCGAUGAACGACGCCGUUUUCAUGGAGCCUUGGCUGAAACGCAAACGCUCGAAACGCCAGCGUUCUCGCAGCCCUUCUCCAUCCUCUUCCUCCUCGCCGCCUCGAUCUCGCCGACCUAAAUCCGAGAGUCAGGAGGAUCCUACAGAGGAAGAGUAUCUCGCUCUCUGUCUCCUCAAGCUCGCUAAAGACAAACACUCUCCCCCGCCGCCGCCGCCGCCAACGCAAGAUUCGACAAAGCUUUCGUACAAGUGCAGCGUUUGCGGGAAAGCGUUUCCUUCGUAUCAGGCUUUAGGCGGACAUAAAGCCAGUCACCGAAUCAAACCUCCAGCAAAUGAUUCAACGAGCAUAGAGAAGCAUCCCAGUUCCACCACCGUCCCACCUUCCGGGAAGAUUCACGAGUGCUCUAUCUGCCGUAAAGUGUUUCCGACGGGUCAAGCUCUCGGCGGUCACAAACGCUGUCACUACGAAGGAAACCUCGGAGGAAGCAAAUCGAUCAGCCAGAGUGGAAGCGUGUCGAGCACGGUUUCGGAAGAACGAAGCAACCGCGUGUUGAUCGAUCUAAACCUUCCGGCUUUACCGGAGCUCAGCCUACAUCAUCACAACCCAGUCGUCGACGAUGAGAUUCUGAGUCCGUUGACCGGGAAGAAACCGCUUUUGUUGACCGGUCGUGACCAAGUCAUCGUCAAGAAAGAAGAUUUAUCUCUUAGAAUAUAAUAAUAUUCGAUUAUUAUACAUAAAACUUUAGUUUCAUUUUCAUUCGUUAUAAUUAUUUUUAUUUUAAUGGGAUUGGUUAUUCAUUCUAUGUUAGGGAUACAUACAAAAUUUGAUUGUUUGGAUUCGAAUAAAUCAUAGUUUCAUUUUGA
Raphanus sativus (radish) is the source of this 1389-nucleotide messenger RNA. RefSeq names its product zinc finger protein AZF2. The transcript has a single exon. Gene Ontology annotation, molecular function: DNA-binding transcription factor activity. The record is from RefSeq and is a predicted model, not a curated record. The coding region runs from base 476 to 1240 and encodes 254 amino acids. NCBI's taxonomy places the organism in Eukaryota, Viridiplantae, Streptophyta, Magnoliopsida, Brassicales, Brassicaceae.